AUGUCAUGUCAGAGGCGGAAGAUCUCGCAGGAUUGUGUCUAUCUACCGCCUUCAAGGCAGGGUGCCGCUUUAGCGGGAAGCCAGCGGCGGUCGGAAAGCACAACAUCACCUCUUUCUCCACCACCGCACCUGCGAAAUCUGGACACCAUUAGUACCAGCGAGGUCGCCCCUACACCAGGAAACAAUGUCACUCCCGGGGCGCAAUGGCCAUUGUUCGAAGGAACUCGAGCCUGGAUGGGGCCCACUAGCUUCAACGCCGUCUUCCAGGAGAACAGGGUUCAACUCGGCCAGUUACCAGGCCCGCCUUCACCCUCGGAAAUGUGUAGUGCAAAACUCUGGGCUGAUUAUGCACGGCGGAGAGGUAUCUCGAGUUCAAAAUGGGUACAGCUCGGCAUCGAGGUCGUCAGGCAGAUCCCAAGCACAGAACAAAUCUGCGACACGCUGCUCUCGAGACACGUUAACCCCAAUGAUGGAUGGAUUAGACUGGCUGCGAAACUUGUCAGCGAGUCCAUGUGGCAGACAUUCGGCUCACUACUUCAAGAUCGCCGAGAAGAGAAUUUGGAGCAGUUAUCUAGCCGUCUGUGCCAGAAUCACGGUGUCACAGUACGUGAGGAGGCUACGGACGCUGUGGUGUGGUUGGAGUCGUUCUCCGGCAAGCAUCUCCAAUGGGAAUCACUUGGAAUUCUGUUCACAUAUUGGGCUUUUGGGGCGCUGUCGUCGCCAGUUGACGAUCCCAUAUUUACACAACCUGAUGGGACGGUGCGAGAACGUCGGGAACUCGUCACUGAGUUGAAGAAUUGUGCAUCAUCUUGUAUCGAGCUAUAUGGCAAUGAUUCUGCCGAUAGCGGGAACACGCUCCUGGUCUACUUGAUGUACAAGCGCAAUAUACUAGAUGCCGUACUGGAGACAGACGCUGGUAAGAAGACUUCCUAA
Exophiala bonariae is the source of this 933-nucleotide messenger RNA. RefSeq lists its product as uncharacterized. The coding region runs from base 1 to 933 and encodes 310 amino acids. Lineage: Eukaryota; Fungi; Ascomycota; Eurotiomycetes; Chaetothyriales; Herpotrichiellaceae. The record is from RefSeq and is a predicted model, not a curated record. The transcript has 2 exons.